AUGGAUCAUGUGGGCAAUCACGGUUACCCAAUGAAUGUGACCGAUAUGAACGCGUUCUUCAUUGCUCGCGGCCCAUCGUUCCUGGUCAAUCAUACCGUGCCACAGAUUCAGGCCAUGGAUAUCUACGCCCUGAUGUCCGGUCUACUCAGUCUCUCAUCCCAACCGAACAACGGAAGUUUGGUCCGAAUCGCGAAUCAGCUACUCCGACCGGAUGUGGCCCACCGCGUGAUCACCACCCCUGCUUGGUAUCCUUUCUGGUGGAAGUGGAUUGUGUGGCAAAUGCGCGUGAUCUGGUUUUUUAUCGGUUUUGCCCUGUGGAUAAUCCUGUUCUGUUUGCUGAUCACCGCGAUCUUUGUGCAACGAAAUUAUGGCAAACAAUUGCUUGGCUCGUCUACAUGGGGCGAGAUCAAGGCCUGA
Echinostoma caproni is the source of this 417-nucleotide messenger RNA. Lineage: Eukaryota; Metazoa; Platyhelminthes; Trematoda; Plagiorchiida; Echinostomatidae. The record is from the annotation of a GenBank genome assembly.